UCUCACCAUGUUGGCCAGGAUGGCCUCAAACUCCCUACCUCAGGUGAUCUGCCCGCCUCGGCCUCCCAAAAUGCGGGGUCACGUGCAUGAGCCGCCGUCCCUGGCCCUGGUCAGGCUUUUGAGUUUAGAUCCAUGAAAGUGUCGCCGCGUCCCUGCUCCCUGCAGGAGGGAGGCCUGUGGGAGCUUCUGCUGUGGCUGUUUACAAGGCUUUGCUCCUGGUGCCUAAGUCUGGAACCUUCUCUGCAGGAGAAGAUGAGCAAUUACUACCUCAAAGUCGCCCAGAACGCCUUCCUAAACCACACGAAGGAUCGCAGCAACAAAUUCAUGCUGGUCCUGGCCAGCCACCACCCCGAGCAGUUACACUGGGACAUCCAUGACUGCAUCGACAUGAUGGUUCACUUCGACCUGCCGCGGCAGGAGGAGCGGGAGCGCCUGCUGAGAAUGUAUCUUGACAAGUAUGUUCUUAAACCGGUGAGCCGGCGGCUCCUCAGUCGGCCCCAGGACGUGCUGGAGGGUGUUGUGCUGAGUCCCAGCCUGGAAGCGCAGGUGCGUGACAUGGCCAUAGGAACAAGGAACACACAGAAGAACCGUGGCCUGUACAGGAACAUCCUGAUGUACGGGCCGCCAGGCACCGGGAAGGCGCUCGUUGCCAAGGUGAGAGCACCUGGCUGCGCAGGGUCAGCGUGCUGGUGUGGGUAA
Molecule: messenger RNA, 699 nt
Organism: Cercocebus atys (sooty mangabey)
Lineage: Eukaryota; Metazoa; Chordata; Mammalia; Primates; Cercopithecidae
Product: ATPase family AAA domain-containing protein 3A-like
Exons: 5
Coding region: 133-699 (188 amino acids)
Biological process (GO): mitochondrion organization
Cellular component (GO): mitochondrion
Molecular function (GO): zinc ion binding
Source: RefSeq, a predicted model, not a curated record